This is a messenger RNA of Centruroides sculpturatus (bark scorpion), 2553 nucleotides long. Its product is annotated as ras and EF-hand domain-containing protein-like. The transcript has 19 exons. The record is from RefSeq and is a predicted model, not a curated record. Gene Ontology annotation, molecular function: calcium ion binding; GTP binding; GTPase activity. The coding region runs from base 146 to 2512 and encodes 788 amino acids. Lineage: Eukaryota; Metazoa; Arthropoda; Arachnida; Scorpiones; Buthidae.
CGACCACCUGUCACUAUUCUCGACGUCAUUAGCAUUUAUACUAUUGCGCAUCACUCUUUAUUUUUAAAUGUAUUAACAAUAUGGUAUGCUAAACUGAUUCUCUUAGUAUCGAGUCACGUGAUGUAGACGAAUUUUCGAUUCGUAAAUGGCCGAAAAUCAACUAGAAAAGUUAUUUAAAGAAUGCGACGUUCAAGGGACCGGUUAUUUAUGCCAAGAAGGGAUGAGGGAGCUGUGCGCCCGCGUCAGUGUUUGCGUGCAAGACGCGGAUGCCAUUUUUCAGACCCUAGAUACCGACGGAGACGGGAAAAUUACUUUUAACGAUAUUUCUACGGGCUUAUUAGAAUUUUUGAAUCAGAAUUCCAAUAGCCAAAAAGACGGAUGCAAAACCCCGGAUUCGGAAACCGAUUUUGUACACGAUAAACAUCAAUUUGUCUUACAAGCGUGGCAGCAUUUUGCUACCGAAGUUGGAAAAUCCGAUAAAAUUAUCAGUGAAGAAAAUAUUCUUGAAUUAUAUAAAGAACUUCAAAAAUCAGACAAGCCUCAUCUGAUAUCUCAGUUUGAAACCGUCAUGGCUGAUCUGAUGGAGAAUGUAAAUCGUUUGCAAGAAGAAAAGCAUCAAUUGGAACAUUUUUGGAAACGUGAAAGAAAAGAACAAGAGUUGUAUUUACACAAAAUGGAAGAAGAGAUGACGAAUCAAGUGAAAGAUUUAGAGUUGAAAGUAAAACGAGAGGCACAAGAAGAAGUUGAGACGGAAAGAAAGAAUUUGAAAAUAAAAAUGGACGCCGAAAUGGAUGAAUUACAGGCUCAUUUAUCUUUAUUUGAAAAAGUCAAUUCGUGGCUCCAGUCGUGUGGUCAACAUCAUUUUCAAGACGAAAAAGCAAACGAAGUAAGGAAUAAAUUAGAAGAGGCUUUACACGAAAAUCAUCAAUUGAGGAUGAAUUUGAUAGAUACUCAAACUAAUGUGGCUUUGAUGAGAAGUGAAAUGGCUCAGUUGAGAAAUCAGUACGAAGAAAAGUGCCGAGAACUUAACAGCGAGAAGGAACGAAUUAUGGAAGUUUUGCAUGAACAUAGCGUACUUGGCAGGCAGAUUCACUAUCUUCAGUACGCAAAAUUCCUCGAUUAUACACCUGAUGCUAAUAGAAAAUUAAAUGAUACCAACGAUACAUUGAGAGAAGCCAUGCAGAAAUCACCUGUUGAUAAUUUUUCACGAAUUUUUCCACGUUCUGAACAUAGAGGAUCGAUUAUAGGAGAUUAUUUAUAUAACGAUAUUCUUCCUGAGAGAAGAAAAAGAACAUGCUCGGAAGAUGUGGAAUUUGAACAUCAUCCCGAACUAAAUGUCACCGAAAGGAUCAAAGAUGAUUUAGACAGUGGAUUUUCCACGCUUCGAGAUUUUUCCGAAGAACAGGAAGAAGGAAUAAACCAUAAUUCUAUGAUAAUAAAUCAAUUGCAACAUUCACCGUUGACUAGAACAGAAACAUUACCAACAUCGGAAAAAAUAGUUCAUUGUGAUGUACGAAGAAUAAAAAGUUUGACAGAUAACGAAUCAUUACAUUCAAGUCCAUCAUCCGAAUGCAAAUCAGAAGAAAAUUUUCCUAGGCGUAAAAUUGCAGACAUUAAACGCCAAUUAGGUUUAGAUCCAAAUAAAGCUGGGAGACCGAGAAGUCUAACUCCUUCUCCCGUUCCUUUACCAAGAUCAACGUUGCAAACAACAAAUAAAAAAUUACGAUCUUCAUCGAUGUCUUUGUAUAAUAAAAAGGAGACGGAGGAGGAAGUUUUAAAUGAUAAAACAUCUAUGCAAAAAGUCGCCGAUGUAAUUACAGACAGCGAAAUAAAAAAUUCCUACGAAGCAACGGGUCCUCCAGAAAGAACUUAUAAAAUUGUUUUCAUUGGUGAUGCUGCUGUUGGAAAGUCUUCCUUUAUUUUAAGAUUAAGUAAAGGAAUGUUCGUAGCGCAUCUUAAUUCUACUUUAGGUGUAGAUUUUCAAGUGAAGACAUUGAAAAUUGAUGAUAAAAAUAUUGCAUUACAACUUUGGGAUACCGCUGGUCAAGAACGGUUUAGAAGUAUAACCCAAUCUUAUUUUCGGAAAACAGAUGGCGUCAUGCUGUUAUACGACUGUACUAAUGAAUCGUCUUUCCUCAAUGUUCGUCAAUGGAUGGAAGCCAUUGAUGUAUCCUGUUUCUACAGAAUGAUGGCCAAACAAACGAGUGAUUCCCAUAUGGAUGCAACAUCUCAAAAAAUACCUGUAAUGAUUGUAGCUAAUAAAACUGAUCUUAGAGAUUUACAUCUUUUGCAAGGAAACGAAUGUGUUCCUUACGAAAGUGGUGAAAAAUUAGCAAAGGAUUUUGGAGCGAUGUUUAUGGAAGCGAGUGCUAAAUCUGGAAGCAAUGUAUUUGAAGCCAUCGCAGAACUUGCUAGGUCAAUGGCUAUCAAUGAAGAUCUUCAACUUAAGUCUUCUGGUAGUAUUUUAUUGAAAGAAGGAAACAAAAAAAGUGGAAAAUGUUGUAAAAAAUAAUUAUAUACAUUUUGGAAUAUGGAUUUUCUUUAUUAAAUCAU